AUGGUCGUAGUUCCCGCAAAUGCUCAGCGGGGCAAGAUUCCCAUUGUUCGCGACGCAGAGACGGAAGCUCUGUUGAAAGACUAUGCGAAACCGAUCUUCAAGGCUGCGGGCAUUGCACAUUCGGAGCCGGAAAUCAUUCUGGUCAACAACAAAAGCUUCAACGCCUUCGUUCCCGAUUCACGCCGCAUGUUCAUUAACAUCGGUGUCCUUAUGGAAGCCGAGGCGCCAAGUGAAGUGAUCGGUGUCAUUGCCCACGAAACCGGUCACAUAGCCGGGCGACAUCUGGUUCGCUUGCGUGCCGCUGCUGCAAAUGCCCAGAUCAUAGCGGUUAUCGGCAUGCUGUUGGGUGCAGGCGCAGCCGCAGCGGGCGCUGCUUCGGGUUCAGGUCAGGCCGCGUCCGGCGGCGCUGCUGCUGCUUUGGGCGCAACAUCAGUCGGCAAAAGAUCAUUGCUUUCCUACCAGCGUGGCGAAGAAGCCGCGGCUGACCGGGCAGCUCUUAAAUAUCUCAAUGCAACCGGGCAAAGCCCGCGGGGCAUGCUGAAGACCUUCCAGCGCAUGUCCGAACAACAGUUGUUUUCCCGUCAAUAUGCAGACCCUUAUGCACAAAGCCAUCCAAUGGCCCAGGAACGGUACAACGGUCUUUUGAACCAGGCGCAGAAAUCCAAGUACUUCAAUCAACCGGAAGACUAUGUACUCCAAUACCGGCACGAUCAGGUGCGCGCCAAGCUUUUUGCCUUUUCCAGUCAUCCUUCGGCGACAUUGCGCGCCUUCCCUCGAAGUGACAAGAGCCCUGCUGCACAAUACGCGAGGGCAAUUGCGGCAAUGAAAAGCCGCGGCAAAGGUGCCGUGAAGGAAAUCGAUGCCCUGAUCCGGACGCAACCCAACAACCCGUACUAUUACGAACUGAAGGGUCAGGCGCUGCUGGAAGGCGGAGACCCCAAGCGGGCGAUCGCGCCGUUCCGCAAGGCCUUGUCUUUCAAACCGAACGAACCGCAGUUCCUCGUUUGGCUCGGUUAUGCUCUGGUUGGCGCAAACAACCCGGCCUAUCUGCCGGAAGCAGAACGCGUGCUGAAAAAAGCCAUUCAACGGGAUUCAAAUUCCGGCGUUGCCUAUGGCCAGCUUGCCAUAGCCCAUGGCCGGCAAGGCGAGCGAGCCGACGCAGAUCUGGCAACGGCGAAAGGUUUGAUGGUGCGCGGCGACUUCGACGCAGCGAAACGCUAUGCGGCGCGUGCUCAAAAAAGUUUGAAGCGUGGAUCGCCGGCAUGGGUUCAAGCAGACGACAUUGUAGCGUACAAACCACCGGAUCUGCCGAAUCGCCGGUGA
Molecule: messenger RNA, 1323 nt
Organism: Effrenium voratum
Lineage: Eukaryota; Dinophyceae; Suessiales; Symbiodiniaceae
Source: the annotation of a GenBank genome assembly